AUGAACAAAAACGGAACAGCUAAAAUGAAUGAUAAUCAAAUUAGAGCAGAAGGUAGAAGGUUAUUUAAACGCUUCUAUAACAUUCCUGAUGGUGUUAAUCCUAAAACUCGUAGAAGCUAUUUAAAUGAAGCAAUAGAUGCAUAUGACGGGUUUGACAUUUCAUCAGAAAGUGAGAGAUUAGCGAGAAUGUUAAAUGUUAAUAUUGAUUUCUAUUAUUGUGAUCCUCAACCAGAAGACGUGGACAUAAAUAAGGUAGACUUUCCAUUAGUGGAAUCAAUAAUGAUAGAUCCAGAAUUUGAAACAGUAAAUAUUUUAUUAACACAGAGUCCAUGUGGAAAACUUCACGCUGACAGAAUAACAGACGUUGAAGCACUCACCGGCUAUAAAGUUUGUCCAUAUUGUAAAGAAGAAGUUUAUUCUAUCCGUGAUGAUCCAGAAAGGAAAAACCAAAGAAGAUUUUUAAAGCAUUGUGAGAAAUGUAAAGAAAACAAUGGAAGAUUAAUUCAAGAUGUUCAGUUGCAAAAGACACAGCAACCAUAUGCACCACAUAUUACGAAACAGAAGAUAUAUCAGUGGUUAUUAGCUCACAAUUUGCAGAAAUAUUAUAAACCGACAAGAUAUUAUAUUACUUUUGACUUUGAAACAUUAGAGACUAAAGAAGAAUUACAACUUUCUGAGUGUGCAACUUUGAACGCUUACUUAAAACCAUUCAUGGUAUCAUCAACGGUUAAAUUAAACGAUAAAACAUAUACGAGGAAUUUUUGCUUAACUUCGAGUGAUUCUUUUAUUUCUGAUUGGAUUGAGUUUUUAUUUUCAACCUGUUCAUUAGUUGCUAAAUCAAAUAUUGAACAAUAUGAAGAAUUAUUGAAGUCGCAAACGGCGGGGACUUUGUCCCAUACAUUAAAUGAAAAACAGAAGGAAGCAUUUAAAGAACUUCUAGAUGAGGAAUUCAAUAAAGUGAAUAUCAUAGGUUUUAAUUCGGGAAAGUUUGAUUUAAAUUUAAUUCUUCAUGAUUUAAACACUGCAAAAUGGAAAAUAAAAUCAAUGCUGGGUUCAUCUUCACAAUUUAAGCAAAUCAUUGUAAAGAAAACAAACGUUCCAUAUGAAUUGAGAUUUAUUGACAUCAGAAAUUAUAUAGCGGGUGGGACAUUAGAUCAAUUCACUCAAGAUUUCGGAAACAAUAAAUCACGUGUUAAAUCCUUUUUCCCUUAUCAAUUCAUCACAUGGGAGAAUUACGAAGAAGAAUUAUAUAAA
Messenger RNA from Trichomonas vaginalis G3, 1254 nucleotides. RefSeq names its product DNA/RNA polymerase superfamily. The transcript has a single exon. The record is from RefSeq and is a predicted model, not a curated record. NCBI's taxonomy places the organism in Eukaryota, Parabasalia, Trichomonadida, Trichomonadidae. The annotation marks the transcript as partial.